UGUAGGGUCAUAGUUAUCAUGGGCUUAAAAGAUUAGUAUGGUGGGUAACAUUUUGACAAUAUGUUUUUCUUACAAGUCUAUUAUAGAAAAGAAGUAUGUGAUGCAAAAACUGUGUCUCGGUAUGAUACAUAGGGAGUGGAGUUGUAAAAAUCCUGAUGAAUGCGGAACCAACCCAGACUGGCAGUCAAUACCGGUGAAUGAAGCAGUAGGCUUUGCAUUUAAUUGGUAACCUUUCCAGUUGUCAACAUCAAAUUUGUUACCAUGGUAGACUCUUCACCAGUUGUCCUCCAGUUGUCAGACUCAUUUUCCAAAAACAACAAUGAAGAACAAAUCCUUGAAGAACAUGAAGAAACUGAAAGUGACCAAUUUUACGAGGCCUACGAGAAGGAGGACAAGUUUCGAAACCGGUUAGGCAGCACCGCAUCUGUGCUCGAAGCUAAGACUCGCACUUUCGAGCGUGUAAAGGAGGAACUCCACAAAGCACAACAGGCAUUGCAAUUGAAAGAUGAUGAGGUUAAUGCCAUUCGUGAAAAGAUGGACCAUGAAAUUGAAGAGCUCACAGCCAGUCUAUUUGUGUUACAGGCAGAGGUUACUGCCCUCAAGGCAUUGGUGAUAACUUCAACACCAAGUAUGCCACUACCUCCAACUCAACAUUCGCCAAAGAAGUCAAUUAGCAUUCUGAAACGAUACAAAGCACAGAACGCCAUCCUUAACCAACAGAUGAGCAUGUAUAGUCACCACUGGCGGAAUCCAGCAUUGCUUAAUGUGCCCCUAGAACGCUGCAAAAGCACACCCUCUCUCAACGAAUCAUCUGCACAGGAAACAAAAGAGGCUGAUCCAAUAAUGCUGCACGAGUUUGAAGCAUGGAGGCAGUCCCUUACAUUCUCCAUGGAUAGUCCGUUCAUGAAACGUGUACAUCAAGAGGAUAUACUGCCGUGCUUGACGUUUCCGAACAACGCCCUCACUCAGAUGGUCCAAACAUGCGUCCUGAAGAAUUCUUUAUGUAUCGAGCCUAUUAAUGGUUCACCAAGUACAAAGAAAAAAUGUGCUCUGUUCUCUGAGAGUCGUAUUUGCAAAUACCGGUUGAAAUUGGAGGAUUCCGAUAAAUGGUGCGAUGUAUGUUGUUCAGCUAGGAAUAGGAUCACAGCUGUAUGUAAUUUUUUCACCUACUUACGAUACAUCCAACAAGGUCUCGUUAAGAGUGACACCAUUGGUAUGUAUUGGGAAGUUGUACGUCUUCGAAAGGAAAUUGCUCUGGCAAAGCUAAGUUUAUAAAAAGUACUUUAAACCAUGGAGUGCACUGGAAGGCGGAAAACAGACAGGAAGACGACUAGUUUCUACUUUCCUUUUUGAAAAUGGAGCCAAGAAUGACUCUUCAUUUGUGACGUCUUUUGUCUUCAUCCACUCCAACAUAAACAAUUAAAAUGUUGUAGUGCCAAUUGUUUUUAUGGUCACUGCACAAUGUGAAUCUUAAGAAUUUUAAAUUUUGUUACAGGGAUUAUUUUAAUGUUGAUACCAAAGAAAUAUUUUAAUCAUCUCAAGGAUAAACAGUAAGAUUCUAGGCCUUCUUGGGGUCUGUCAGUAGAGCUGCUGAGAACAGGCAACAAAGAGGGGAGAGUUCAUGUGUGUCCUUUUUUGGGGGGGAGAGAGUUGGUUGGUUGGAUUUAUUAGUGGUUAUUUGUAGAUGACAAUAAAUUUAAGUAGGUAUCUGUAUAUAUCUGUAUACUGUAUAUAUAUAAGGAAGUUAAUGCGUAUGUAAUCCUACAUUACAUAAGCCAUUGGCCCAUGUACUUAAUAAGAGACUGAAUGAAUGAAGCCUGUUAAAUCUAACAGAAAGGUCCGUAAAAAAUUUGAAACCAAGUUAACUGGUGUAUUUUUGCAUUAGCUUAGUAUUGAAAUGCAAUACUUAAUUAUUAUCCCAUUAUAAAUAAUUUUAAAAUACUGUACAAAAUAACCUUUCAUUUUCAAUUACUUCUGUGUGUUAUGACAUCAAAACACACAUUCCUGUCCCUAGGAAUUGCAUUUUUUUCAUUUUAACCUUUAAUGAUUUAGAGGCUGUGAACUUUGAGUUCAACCCCAUCCACUUAAAAAUCUUGAUUUACAUUCAGUUAUUUUAACCCUGAACUUAGCAGCUCAGAUAAAUCAAUGUCUAUAUUUUAGUGAUACUUUUUGGAUUUCAGAAUAGAGAGUAGCAAAAGUGUAAAGUGUAGCACAUAACAUUGAUAUGCAUUGAAAUGUUACAAAAAUUAAUGCCAAAAGGAGGGGGGGGAGACAUGUCCCCAGUUCCCCCUACUGGAUCCACCCCUGGGCUGGGGCUCACUUCAAGGCCUACCUGGUUGUGUGUUACCUAGAGUAUGUAAGUGUAAAGUUCACCUAAUGUCAGAUUAGGUCAUGUUUGCUAAAGCUGGGAUUCAUUUUGAAUUUUAUUGAAGAUCAAAAUUGUAGAAACGUAAUUUCUUUAGGGGUCGUUCCCUAAAACAGUAUGCUAGAGGGGAGGAAGGUAGAGAAAUUUGUAUACAUUACAUGUGCAUAAAAUUUGUUGAUUAAAAAUAACAUGCAAUAUGUAAAAUAAUGGUAAAAUUAUAAUGUAACCAUGAAUAUAAUAUUAAUUUUUAAGCAACAAAGUACAUAGUUGACUUCACAAAAAAAUGGAGAAUGGCUUUGCAAAAUCAACAUUGUUUUGUACACUUUCAGAGAGACUGAGUGGGUACCGAAAAGGAGUACUGUUUGUACACUGUGAAAAUAUUGAUAAUUGUUAACGACCCCUUAUAUAAUUGACAAGUGUAGGCAAAGUUUCAGUUGGAUGUGAAGGUAAAAAAUGUCAGUCUUCGCCCAGUUAUUGGAUCAAAUGUUGGCUGUUGAAGACAUUCUCCCUGGGGAAGUUUUAAAAAAUGUUGUUGGCCUAGCUAGUGAAUAACACAGCAUAUUCAAUCCUGCAAUAUAUAAACUUAUUCUGAAUGAUGAGAUGUAUUCCACAAAUUAUUUUAACAUAGGCUAGAUCGAAGUCUUCUAUUCAUUUAUGAUUGUCAUAACAUCAAUUUUCAAAUCAAAUUUAACCAUCAUGGUGCACUGGAGGCUGGGUAAUAACUUAGCCAUAUGAAAGGGAAUUUUUUUUAUAGUAUCUGUGUAAUAAUGAUAUUAAAAAUAGAAAUUUAAAGAAAUUUAAAUAAUUCCAGUAUUUUAUUGUUUGUGAAGAUAUAGUUUCACUAAAAGCAUACAAAUAAAAUAUAUAAUUUAUGUCUAUGUAAAGUAUAUAUAAGCUACAUUAUGGUGCACUAAAUAGAUAUAAAAUUAUUGUUAAUGUUUUUACUAUAGAUUAGGUCUACCAAGAUCUGUUAAAAUAUGUAAAAGAUAUGGUCUACCAAGAUGAUAUAAUAUGUUGAAAUAUUUAAAAAAUAUGUUUUAUAUAUGUUUUCUGAGAGUUGUGUAUUGUUUGCAUGUAUAAACAUUGAAAGAUAGUUUUGUUUUAAAUGUUUCAUCAUAUUGUAUUUUCUAUUUCUGUAAUUUGAACAAUUAUAAAUACUUUUAAAUUGACAAUAUAACUGAAAUUGAUACACCAUUUUCUUCAGUGUUAUAUGUGGUGUUAUAUAUUAACUACAAUACCUAUAAUAGGUGUUAUUUUUUAACUAGUUACUUUCUUGUUACUAUAGUAUGCAAGUUCUGUUUAGAGAUUAAUUUAAAAGGUUUGAUAAAUUAUUUUGUCAGACAUUUUAACCUAGUUUUAGAAUACUUUCUUUGGCAUAUAUAAUACAGUUUGAUCCAUUCUAAAGUCAAAAUUUGAUGUAAGUAAUACCAUGCACAACACUCAUUUUUUCCUUUCCAUAUAAUAAUUUGUUUUGCUAUAUAAUUUUUUUUUCCAUUGGACCUAUUUUUAUAUAACUUUAUUACAUCAGUGAUGCUGCUAAAAAUGUGACUUAAAUGGGUUCUUAUAAUUUAAAGAGUUUUCUUAAGAGGCUGCCUAGAUGUUUCAUACUUGCUUUGUUUUCAAUUUGCAUAGAAUUGCACAAAUGUUUAUUUUUAGGCAUGCAAACAAGUUUCAUAUAUUCACUUGCUUUCAAAAUUUACAGACUGAUAAUGAAGUUUCAACUAACUAUUGCAGUACAAAAUAUAAAAUGAAAGAAGUUAGAGACACUAUACAAUAAGAAAAAGAAAUCUUCGGAAUUCACAGACAGAAUUAUGGAGAAAAGACAAAUACUAUUUUCUGACAGUGCUCAGAUUUGUGAAUAUAAAUUUUCCCUUUGCAAUCAAUGUUGAGUAAUCAUCCUACAACUACAAUUGUAAUUUACUGAUGAAACAUUAUCAUUAACAUAUACUCCCCUUUAUAAAGGCUAUCCCAAAUAUUGUAUAAUUCCAUAAAAGUUCUAAAUUUGUAUGGAAAAUAUUAAAAAAUUGUUGUCUAUUGAGGUAAGAGAAGAACUAGUUUUCAAUGUGUUAUUACCAAUUCUAAGCUGGUAAAUAUCACAUGAUACAUAGUAUUUUAUGCCAUCUGGAAUAUGAGUAUAGAAUCCACCAUUUCUGUUUUUCUUGAUUUUAUCUGUCAAGUAAUGUAUUUUAAGAUAAUAUGUCUGGUUGAGCUAAAAUAACUUGAAAAGUAUAAUUCAAUAUUUGAAUUGCUUACUUUGCAGUGGCAGAUUGGGGGAGGGGGAGCUGGCCUCCCCCUCCCCCCUCCUCCUUUAUUUUUUUCAAAAUUGUGCCAUUUCCGGCCAUCUAGAGGUGCCAUAAUCAUAAGUUUACUUAUCUGAGCCCCGACCAUGGUGGGGGUUAGGUAAUGUAGACCCUCUAUCUGUGAAAGUCCCUCCCUGGCCCCCUUUAUUUCAAGUUCCUGGAUCCGCCACUGCUUUGUAUAGCUUUCAAUAAUAUAGUAUAAGUAACUAUUGUUUUUUGAACUUACAGUAUACAAAAUUAAUUGCUGGUAAUUGUAUGUUGGACAUUUAUGUGACUAUUUAAUACUAGAAGUUUUCAAAAUAUGGAUAUUGUAUAUUAAAUUGUAUAGUUGUUUCGAAGAGUGCCGAGAACACAAUUUUAUGAAUAAUGGUGCUUUUAUAUAUACUACUAUAGAUAAAUGAUUUGACAUAUGAAAUAUGGUGUAUCCCUUUCUGAUUCAAAAGCCUAUGUUCAUAGGUUUUUUUAUGUAAUCUUUUUAUGUAUUGUGUAAUAAAAGGAUAUUUAGA
Molecule: messenger RNA, 5171 nt
Organism: Anneissia japonica
Lineage: Eukaryota; Metazoa; Echinodermata; Crinoidea; Comatulida; Comatulidae
Product: guanine nucleotide exchange factor for Rab-3A-like
Biological process (GO): exocytosis
Cellular component (GO): Golgi to plasma membrane transport vesicle
Molecular function (GO): guanyl-nucleotide exchange factor activity
Source: RefSeq, a predicted model, not a curated record